GCGCAGCUUUUUCACAUGUAUAUAAAGUAAGCGUGCGCCGCUGAACAAGUCAGUCCCAACUUGGAUCUCGUUAUUGGCUAAACAAACUUUUUGUGUUAAUUCUCCUCUAUUGGACCGUUCAAACCGACAGCUCAACAAUGCGCUUGUUUGUACUACCUUGUCUCGCCUUGUGCGUGGCAAUUGCCCAUUGUGCGCCGGCAGCCGAGAAGGCAGCCGAUGCCGCUGCUGCUGAAACCGAGAAGGAUGCAGUUGAGGCAAAGGAUGAUAGCAAAAACGUCGAGAAACGUGGUCUUCAUCUAGGCGAUUAUGGACAUCAUCAUCAUCACGAGCACAUUAAGACUAUCACAAUUGAGAAGAAAGUGCCAGUGCCCUACACCGUUACCAAACACGUACCAUACACUGUCGAAAAGAAGGUACCAUAUGAAGUGAAAGUGCCUGUGCCCGAACCAUACUAUGUCGAGAAGAAGGUGCCCGUGCAUGUUAAGGAAUACGUGAAAGUACCAGUGCAUGUACCAAAACCAUACAUUGUGGAAAAGAAAGUACCUUAUGAAGUUAAAGUGCCAGUCGACAAGCCCUACGAAGUCAAAGUGUCCGUGCCACAACCCUACGAAGUCAUCAAGAAGAUCCCCUAUGAAGUGAAAGUGCCCGUACCACAACCCUACGAAGUCAUCAAGAAGAUUCCUUAUGAAGUGAAAGUUGAGGUACCUGUGCCAAAACCAUACGAGGUGAUCAAGAAGGUGCCCUAUGAGGUCAAAGUGCCCGUAGAGAAACCAUACCCCGUCGAAGUAGAGAAACCAUAUCCCGUUGAAGUUGAAAAACCAUAUCCAGUCAUUGUGGAAAAGAAGGUACCAUAUGAAGUCAAAGUACCAGUUGACAAACCAUACAAAGUCGAAGUUGAGAAACCUUAUCCAGUACAUGUAAAGGUGCCCGUGCCACAGCCGUACACUGUGGAGAAGAAGGUACCAUACACUGUUGAGAAGCCAGUACCAUAUGAAGUUAAAGUGCCCAUUGAGAAACCAUAUCCAGUUUACUCAGAGGUCAAGGUACCCGUGCACAAAGAGAUUCCCAUCCCAGAAAAAUACCACGUUGAAGUGCCAGUCUUCCACAAGGAAGAACACCAUGACUACCAUGGCUAUCAUCACCACGAAUAAAUCGCAAACAAGCAUUAUUCUUAUAGCGUGUUGACGAACUGAUGACGAAGAAGGCUGAGUAGUACUAGAAUGACAUUGUAUAAAACCCAAGCGAACUAGAUGAAGACCACGGAUUAUAAAAAUGUUAAUUGGAACACAGAUGUAAUAAAAAUGAAAUCGACGAAAUUUUGAGAAUUGCCACCACAGAUCGCGAAUACAAGUAAAAACAAGUAGGAAGAACCGAACCGAAGGAGAGGAUGCAGGAAGAAAACCAGAAAAAUCAAACAAGCAACCAAGCAAUUAGUUAAAUAACAAACACUCCCAAUAAGUCCAUCCGAAGGUAAUCACAAAUGUACGCACGCAUUCAUGUUGAGCUGAACGGGAGUAACACCAAAACAACAACAACAACAAUACUGAAGAGGA
Zeugodacus cucurbitae (melon fly) is the source of this 1553-nucleotide messenger RNA. RefSeq names its product zinc finger protein 512B. Lineage: Eukaryota; Metazoa; Arthropoda; Insecta; Diptera; Tephritidae. The record is from RefSeq and is a predicted model, not a curated record. The transcript has 2 exons. Bases 138 to 1151 code for a protein of 337 amino acids.